UGUGUUUAAUUGGUGAGUGCUGAUCCAGAACAGGCGUAAUCAGAGCCGGGCUCGGGCUCACGUGGAGACGUGGCAUCUCCAGAGAGAUGAAAAAGCCGCCGUCUUGACAGAAGGUAAACCUGGAGUUUUCUUCAUUGCGAGAGUGACUUGGAGAGAAGACGGCAAUGAGAAGGAGUGGGAGGAAGGAGCGAGAGACGGCAGACAGCAGCGCGCCAAAGCUGGGAGAGAGAGAGGGAGCGACAGGAAGCGUGCAAGAGAAAUUUGGGCAGAAAAGCAGGGCGAGGGAGAGGAAGGCGGAGGCCUCACUGCGGGAGAGAGGCCAGCGGGGUGAAGAAGUGAGAGAGGCAGAGAAAACAAGAACAGGAACAGACUGGGAGAGGAAACUGGAGUCGGAGAGGGGGGCAGAGGGGUUAAAGAAGCAGAAGAAAGUUUGAGUGAGGAACAGAUGACAAAAGCGUGAAUGGAGAGACAGGCAAAACUUUAAGGAGUCGUCCUCUGUAGUGACUGGACUGAAUCCAACAUGUUCUCAGACACCAAGGAGCUGGGGCAGCAGACAGUGUUUCAACACAGUGCUGCUGCUGAGUACUGGUCCCAUAAUGCACUGAGGCUCCACAAGGAGACGGCGUAUGCGGGGCUGGGCAGCCAGACGGGAGACUGCUCAUCCCGGCUGGAUGGCGGGAAUAAAAUGAGCCUCACACAGCCGGAGGAAGUGCGGCAUGUUCUGGGAUGGAAAUGGACCGGAACCGACUACGAGGCACUGGAUCGUCAGAGGCGGCUCCGUUUGUCCACGGAGAGGCAAUGUGCUCCACCAGUCUGCAGCGGUCGGGGCUCGCUGAAGGAGCCCAACUUCAGAAGGUGGACCCAUUUUCCAGAAGCAGGCCUGAGGUGCAGUAUGUCAGUGAAGGAAAGCUGCAGACAAUGUGAGUGUGUGAGGCAGCAAAAUGCAGCAGCACUGCACCCCUUUAGAAGGAAGUUUGUGCUGCCCCCAACAGCACUGUUUGUGGGUCAAGGACACUGCAGAGAGCCCAAAUAUGUAGCUGAGAAACAGGUUUGGGGUGAUACAAGAGCAAAGUGUAAAAGGGACGUUUUUGAAGCUCAGCCUGAAUGUGAAGCAACUGACUUCUCACAUAGAUGUCGAGGUUCAGACUCGGCCUUUUCUCAUGGCCAAGAACACGCAGAAAAUCAUCACGACUUGGGAGGUGUGACUGGACCAAAAACUCACCAGGAGAAGGUCUCGAGUAAGGAACCAAAACUGGGCCCGGCUCUCAUCUGCUCGACCAAAGCCUGCCAGAGGCACCUGGGUUACGGUGGUCUGCACAGCCCGUGUUUGCCAGGUAAUGGCACCAAGUUUGUUCAGAGCAAAGCUGCCGGUGAGACACAGAUCCGGCGGGGGGCACUUUGGACUAGGAGCCAAGCGUCAGUCCGCGACCGAAUCCGACAGGUGGUUUCGGACCUGGAAGGGGUUCUGGGGGGCUUGAAACAAGUUCAUCUUGAGAUGAAGGAGGUGGUGCAACAGAUUGAGCUCCUGACCUCCAACAUUGACCUUAAGGAAGAGGAGCCCAGCAACUGCUUACCCAGCAACACCAGCUCCCGCAACGUCACAGUGUCCAGCCAAAAGAAAGUCAUUAAUCUGGAAUUGAACACGAACCCUGCACCGGUCUCUCUUACACACACUAUUCAUACAACCCCUCCAGCAAUCAAUCCUUCUGUCAUCAUAAAUCAAGCAGUACUGCCGUCGCCGUCCAAGGCUCCUCAUAAACAUAUGUCUGCUGUCUCUCCUGAAGAGAACCCUCAACUGGUGAUCCUACACAGAGACGAAAAACAAGAGCUCCAACGCUGGGGGGAUGGAUUGGGACCAGUGUCUCCUCUGCCCAUGUCACAGAAUCAGCAGGAGGAGGGCAGGCUUGUGCUUCCUAGGACUGUGUCUGGGAAGCAGAGGCCUCCAGUAUGUCCGCACAAUGGAACGCUCGAAGGAAAGAGUGCAGAGGCCCAUCCACCAGGAGUUCCCCCACACCCGGUUAAACGUAGGCAGCUUUCUACCACUGUCUGAGUGGCCAGCAUUCAGAAGCCAGGCCACAGAGCCAGUGAGCAGACUGUCACAGAGGCCUAAUCUACCGGAGGAGCGGCCAGUGAGUCUUAGCUGACAGGCAGCAUAAUGUGAGUAUCGACACACAGCCCUGCUCUGUGUGCCUCUAACACGGCCUAGUCGCUUACCAUUAGCCAGGCCGCACGGAGGCCUGCUUCUUAGCCUCUAACACGGCCUAGUCGCUUACCAUUAGCCAGGCCGCACGGAGGCCUGCUUCCUAGCCUCUACUCUAACACGGCCUAGUCGCUUACCAUUAGCCAGGCCGCACGGAGGCCUGCUUCUUAGCCUCUAACACGGCCUAGUCGCUUACCAUUAGCCAGGCCGCACGGAGGCCUGCUUCUUAGCCUCUAACACGGCCUAGUCGCUUACCAUUAGCCAGGCCGCACGGAGGCCUGCUUCUUAGCCUCUAACACGGCCUAGUCGCUUACCAUUAGCCAGGCCGCACGGAGGCCUGCUUCUUAGCCUCUAACACGGCCUAGUCGCUUACCAUUAGCCAGGCCGCACGGAGGCCUGCUUCUUAGCCUUGACGUGCAGGUGCUCACACACCAACAUAUUUAUACUGCUAGUAAGGAAAUGAGAACAGCGCCAUAGCAUCACCUCAUCUGCCUCCGCAUCACUGCAUUGAUUAAUGAAACCCUUCAAUGGAGCCCCAGCAGUAACUCUCUCUCAAUGCCGACUACCUCCCUCGCCUCGUGGGCGCUCACUCUGUGACAGCACGUCAUAUGCCGCAGUUCCAUAUGGGCACUAAGUGGUACCACGGGUUACAUAUUAGCCGUAUUGAUUACAAUUAAAAUCUUAACAAUUUAUUCUUUUUCUUUUAUGAAAUGAAACAACACCCGUGACAAAAGAGGUGCGUGACUAACUAAAUAACUAAAUAAUAACUAAAUAACUAAAUAACUGAAACUGUAGCUUCUUGUCUGUCCAGGAAGAAGAAAAUAAACAGUGGAAGAAUGCACCAGAGGACCAAAUUUGUCUUCCAGUAAAAGCGCGUCAGAAAUGAGUCAUUAAUGUUUUUCAGAUAAAUCUGCAAAGGAAGAUGUGGGUGAAGUUAGCAAAUGUUCAGCAGACAUACUGAAGAAUGGGGUCUGUGGCAGACGAUUGUACUCUAAAGCUUCUGGAUUUGAUGCGCGUUGCUCUGGUCCAUGAACUGAUAAUGCUGUGAAAGAGGUUUUUAUACAUUAUAUAACACCAUUAUAUGGGGGGAAAAAAUUAUUCCAAGUUAUGAAUUACACUUGAAAAUUAAGGAUAUUUAUAUCCCUGUGAGUAUAAAAUGCCACCAAUAAACACCACCAAAGUACACUGGGAAUUUUUGUUAAUUAAAAAAGUUUCAUACUUAGAAGCCACUUGAAAAAUUAAGAUUUAGAUGAAUCAAAUGCUCCAAAGAUUACGCUGAAAGGGAGAAGCGAGCAGUGGGGUGAGCGGAGACCCACAGCGCUCUCGAUUUCGACUACCUCUUCUCACUCGAGGUUCUCUUACUUUAAAUGUCAGCACCGAGCACAAUAGCCAGCUCUCCGCGUGCUUAGAAUGGUCCCACGGCUUUCAUAUACAUCCCACAAUGAUCUUGGUUCGAAUGCAUGUUGUCAUAAUAUUUCCGUUACGGACUUCGCCGCUCAGAACGACAGAACAGGUGUGCGGCUAAACCAAGCCCAAAUGCCGGCAUUGUGCUUCUCUGCAUUGUUGGCUGUUUGUUUUCUUAAACUGUGCUCAGAAUAACGUGGAAAGCAACACGGCUUGCAAAUAAUAGCCGCUGAAUGGCAAGGCUGGCCGGUCCAGAUGCAGCUUGAGCGGCUCCGUGGUGAAAUACGGCUGGUGGAAAAGGUGGAGAGAGAGGAUUAGACCUCGUCCAGAGGAGCCCGUGACCUCGGUGUAAAGACCUGCUGUGCUGGGGGCAGCUGGCUGUGACUGUGAACAUUUAUUUCUAAAUAAUUCCAGGAAGUGCAAUAACAUUUUUCUUCCCACACAAAACAUUCAGUGAUUAGCUGGACAUGAAAACAUAAGCUUAUAAAAACAUUUCAGGGAGUGUAACUAAAAGCUGUGUAUUACUUCGGUUAGUUUUGCUUCAAACAGCCGUACAAAUAUGUAUUUUUAAUACUGUCAUAUCUUUGCUGAGGAAUUUUCAUUAGCAUUUUAAUUAAAAUUUUACAAGUAAAAGAAAAUGGAUAAGUCACAUACUGAAAAAAAAUGUUCAGCAUGAAAGACUGAUAUUAUUAAAGGAAUUUAUCGCA
Molecule: messenger RNA, 4311 nt
Organism: Brienomyrus brachyistius
Lineage: Eukaryota; Metazoa; Chordata; Actinopteri; Osteoglossiformes; Mormyridae
Exons: 2
Coding region: 521-2050 (509 amino acids)
Biological process (GO): positive regulation of translation; positive regulation of cell size
Source: RefSeq, a predicted model, not a curated record